AUGCCGCUCAAGUUCCGGGAUUUUGCAAGGUGCUUCAUCGGAUCGAAACAUGCACCCGCAUCAGCGCCAGUGCCGGCGGUGUCCCUGCCGGACAACGACGAUCUCCUCUGCGAGAUUCUCCUACGCCUGCCGCCGCUCCCGUCGUCUCUCGCGCGCGCGUCCCUCGUGUGCAAACGCUGGCGAGGCCUCGUCACGGACCCUUUCUUCCUCCGGCGCUUCCGCCAGCACCACCACCGGACGCCUCCGCUGCUGGGCUACUUCUUCAGCCACCCUCGCGGGCCCGUCUUCGUCUCGACGCUGGCGCCGCCUGACUGCAUACCACCGGAGCGCUUCUCCCUGCCGCGGCAGCCUGCUGCCGGCGAGCGCCUCUUCUUCCUCGGCUGCCGCCACGGCCUCACCCUCCUCAUCAACAGGACAAGCCUCCACGCCGUCGUGUGGGAUCCCGUCACCGGCUGCCAGGCCACCGUGGCAUAUCCAGGGGAGUUCACCACUGACAACGGAGCGCACUGCUGCCGUGGCACGGUGCUGAGCACCGCCGCCGCCACUGCCGAUCAUGGCGAUGGGCAGUUGAGGCCCUUCAAGGUCAUCUUGAUACGCAUAGACGACGCAGACAAUGGUCACAUAAUACGUGUGUCCGUGUGCGUCUACGAAUCCCAAACAAGAAAAUGGGGUCGCACCAUCGCAAUCGCAACCACUGUCAUUCCCUUAUCUGUGUCCAACCUGCCCAAUGUCUUGGUUGGGAACGCACUCUACGGAUUUCUCCGGUGGCCAAAAGGAUUUCUUGAACUCGAUCUGGAGAGGCACACUCUAGGCGUGAUCCAGACGCCGAAGCGUCUCCAUCAUCCCAUUGACAGAUCCUUCUUCCAGAUCGUGAGGACACAGGAUGAUGGAGGAGAGCUGGGACUUGCAAUCUUGUCCAAGAUGAGCAUGGAGUUGUGGGGGAGGAAGGCCAUGGCCAAGGCCAACUCAUCAUCAGAUGGUGUUGUUAGAUGGAGAUGGGUGCUGCAGAAAACAAUUCAACUGGACAACCUCCUUAAAGUACCACGUAUGAAUAUGAUGCAUACUAAUUUGCCAGCAGCAAGGAUACUGGGGUUUGAUGAGGACAACAAUGUGAUUCAUGUAUCCACAUUUAGCGGUGGUGCCUUCGCGAUCCGGCUUGACUCCAUGAAGUUCACGGGGCUUUUCAACGUCAAUCGUAUUGGUUCCUAUCAAUCCUGUUAUCCCUACACAGGUUUCUACACUGGUGUACCUCGUCUUCCAACUGCAUAA
Molecule: messenger RNA, 1269 nt
Organism: Sorghum bicolor (sorghum)
Lineage: Eukaryota; Viridiplantae; Streptophyta; Magnoliopsida; Poales; Poaceae
Exons: 2
Coding region: 1-1269 (422 amino acids)
Molecular function (GO): protein binding
Source: RefSeq, a predicted model, not a curated record